AUAUAUAGCCCUAUUUUGUUUCACUCAUCUUCUUUAGGCUUCAUGUAAACCAUGAAAACACUUUGAUUGAGAGUAAUAAGGACCAAAAAAAAAGAGAGACACAACAACUUAAAGGAAAAAAAAAAAAACUAAUGACAAGCUCGUGGACAUGGAUCAUCUCUUCAGGAUUAGUGGGAGUCAUAUCACUGAUGCUCCGAUCAGUAUCAAACAUCUCCUUCAGCGGAGCUCGCUUCUUUCUCCCUACUUUAAACCCUCUUUUCAUCAUCAACGGCAUCAUCUUUGUCCUCGCAGCCACCGCUUCACUCUUCGGCAACGGUUCUGAUCGCUCUCCGGCCGCACAACAUCACCAUGAUAAUGAUAGCUAUCGUUAUGAACAGGAUCAAGAUCAUCAUGACCAAUACCGUGACCGUUCUUCUAAUGACUCAUCCAAAUCUUCGUUUGAUCAAUACAAUAAUAAGGUUCAAGAGAAAGAAAAGUUUCCGGUUAGGAGUGGAGGAGGAUCUUAUGGGGUUUCUUCUCCGGAGGUUCGUUUUCCUCCAACGGCGCCGGAGAAACCCGUCGGUAUCCGACGUAUGCGUCCACCUACUGCUCCUGUCAAGACUUUUUCUCAAGAUAACACAUCAGGUGACGAGACCAUGGAGGAGAUGUGGGAGAGAGUCAAAGCCGAGAAACAACCAUUGAAACCUAACACUACCUUGCAAGGCACAACAAUGCCAACAUCUUCAUGGCCGUCGCCGCCCUCACCGUCACCCUCACAAGUCAGAAGGCCUACCCCAUCACUAUCGUCGCUGGCACCAUCACAAGCGAUGACGCCUACUCCGUCUCUGUCGUCGCUAUCACCCUCACCGUCGCGAGCGGGGAGGCCUACUUCAUCUUUGUCCUCGCUAUUACCGUCACGGUCACCGUCGCGAGCGAGGAGGCCUACCCCGUCCCUGUCCUCGCUAUCGCCCUCACCGUCGCGAGCCAGGAGGCCAACUCCGUCUCUUUCAUCGCUAUCACCGUCAUCUUCACGAAUGAGGAGGCCUCCUUCAUCUCCGGGGAGGCCCGGAAAGAAGCUGAUGGAGAGGAUUCCAUCGUGGGUUAAGUUGAAAAAAGAGUUGUCAAUGGGAAGAGACGAGCUCAAUUCACGAGUGGAAGCUUUCAUUACAAAAUUCAAGGAUGAGAUGAAAUUGCAAAGGUCAGAGUCUAUAAGACGUUACAAGUCUUUCCGUGGUCGCAGCGAUGACAAGUAACAUUAAUUUUUAUAUUUCGACAUUUAACGGAGACUGCUUAGUCUUCAUUGUAUCAUAUGUAUGGUUAGAUGUAUGUUAUGGUAAGAUAUGUAAAUCUUGUGACCGAUUCCACAUAUUAUACUACUAUACA
Capsella rubella is the source of this 1362-nucleotide messenger RNA. RefSeq lists its product as uncharacterized. The record is from RefSeq and is a predicted model, not a curated record. The transcript is spliced from 2 exons. Bases 132 to 1232 code for a protein of 366 amino acids. NCBI's taxonomy places the organism in Eukaryota, Viridiplantae, Streptophyta, Magnoliopsida, Brassicales, Brassicaceae.